AUGGGUACCCCCCGCCCUCAUCCCACCCGACCCACGACCACGGCCCGCUCGUCACCGAUCCCCACCGCCACGACUCCCAAGAGCAACCGCCGCAGCAUCCACAACCACAACCACAACCGCCGCCGAAACAUCCACGUCACCACCGCAAGCAUCCGCCUCCGCACGACGGCGUCGGCCACCGGCGGGAACGGCGGGGCCCCGUGGUGCCGUCGCCGCGGAGGACCAAAAUCACGACGUGGUGCGCCGCCGUGUGCUGCGCGAUCUUCUGGAUCGCGAUCUUCCUCGGCGGACUUGAUCGUCCUCGUGGUCUACCUCGUCUACCGGCCGCACAACCCGCGGUUCGAGGUCUCCGACGCGACGCUGAACGCGGCGUACCUCGACGCCGGGUCCCUGCUCAACGCCGACGUCUCGGUGCUGGCGAAUUUCACGAACCCUAACCGGAAGGUCGGAGUCGAUUUCGGGAGCCUGAUCGUGGAUCUCUACUACGGGAGCACGCUGAUCGCGACGCAGUUCAUCCAGCCGUUCUCCGCGAGCCGGGCCGGGUCGCGGUUCGUGAACCUGGAGCUGGUGACGAGCCAGGUCCGGAUCCCGCUGGAGGACAGCAAGAAGCUGGAGGAAGAGAUCGAGAAGAAUACGGUGACGUUUAAUGUGAAGGGUGUGUUUCGGGUUCGAUCCAAGCUCGGCACGUUCCUUGGGUAUUCGUAUAAGCUCUACGGUCAUUGUACGAUCGUCACGACUGGGCCUCCGAGUGGGAUCUUACGUGGAAGACGAUGCAUUACGAAGCGAUGA
Messenger RNA from Linum tenue, 789 nucleotides. NCBI's taxonomy places the organism in Eukaryota, Viridiplantae, Streptophyta, Magnoliopsida, Malpighiales, Linaceae. The record is from the annotation of a GenBank genome assembly.